AUGGCAUCUUCGGAUGAUGAAAUUGAUACACAGCCAUUGUCCGUGUCGAAUUACCAUUUCGAAGAUGAUAAAGAUGCGCCUAUUUCAUUUUCUGUUUUGCCGAUUCAAUGGAGUGAGUCUGAGAAUCCUAAAGGGAAGAAAGAGAAGGUGUUUUUGCACGGUAAUGCCGAUAAUGGGCUGAAGAAAAUUUUUAUGCAAGUUAUAGCAUGGAGGUUUGAUCUUCUUUCCAAUGUCAAGCCUGAGAUAUCAGUGCUAUCGAAGGAUGGUAAAUGGAUCAAACUUCAAAAGCCAAGGAAGAGCUACGAGGAUACCAUAAGGACUAUUUUGAUCACUGUUUACUUCAUGCAUUUUGUGAAGAAGAAUCCAGAAACAUCAGCAAAAUCUGUGUGGGAUAGCUUGAGUAAGAAUAAGGAUUUUAGUUACUAUGAAGUUAAACCUUCGCAUAAUGAUUUGUUAAACCAUAUGGCUUUAAUGGGCGAAGCUGCCACAAAGGAUGCUGUCUUAGCAAAGUCCAAGCUUUUGCUCACAGUUCUGAAAGAUAAGGAUACAAUGAGGAUUAAGAAACUUUCCGAUGAGGAAGUUAAAGAGCUAGCACGACCUGGAUUCAUAAUUGAUGAUAUUGACAAUGAUGAAAUUGAUGAGACUGCUGCUGAUGAAGAAUCAGAUGAAGAGGAUGCGUUAUUUGAUUCUGUUUGUUCGAUUUGUGACAACGGCGGAAAUAUUUUGUGUUGUGAUGGAAAGUGCAUGAGGUCAUUUCAUGCUAAUAAGAAGGAUGGUGAAGAUUCUUCUUGUGCCUCCCUUGGAUUUAGCCGGAAGGAAGUUGAGGAGAUCCAAAAUUUCUAUUGUAAGAAUUGCGAAUAUAAUCAACACCAGUGCUUUCAAUGUGGCAAACUAGGCUGUUCUGAUAAAUUUGCUGGUGCUGAGGUCUUCAAAUGUGCUUCUGCAACCUGCGGUUUCUUUUAUCAUCCAGAAUGCGUCGGGAAGUUACUAAAACUGGUGGUUAAGGAUGCUCCAGCAGAACUUUUAAGCAAUAUAGCCAAGGGGGAGCCUUUCACCUGUCCUGCUCAUUAUUGCCGUAUCUGUAAAGAAAUGGAAAACAAGAACGAGCACGAGUUACACUUUGCUGUUUGUAGGCGUUGUCCCAAGUCAUAUCAUCGCAAAUGUUUGCCAAGAAAGAUUGCUUUUGAAGACGAUGAGGAUGAAGGCAUUACGGCUAGGGCUUGGGAAGAUCUUUUGCCAAACAAUCGCAUUCUUAUUUAUUGCUUAAAGCAUGAGAUAGAUGAUGAACUUGGAACUCCUAUAAGAGAUCAUAUAAAAUUCCCUGGUGUUAAAGAGAAAAUAAAUCCUGCAACCAAAGAAGUUAUAUCGAACAAGAACAAUGCUAAGUUAGAUGAUUUACUUGUCAAAAGAACAAGUGCUAAAUCAUCUAUAUCGUCUGGUAAAAUGUCCUCCGAGAGAGUUGAUAUCAAGAAUUUUAGAAAGAUAUCUGGAUCAAAUAUCCCUAAAAAGAAAGCAAAUGACGCAACAAGAAGGUGUUUGAGUGAAAAUAAGAGGUCAACUUUAAAGGAAACAGAAAGGUCUAACUAUGAGGAGAAUCAGGCCUCACUGGGUGUGCAGCUUUAUGAUCUCUAUCAUAAGGGUUCCGAGCGAAUUAAUUCUGACAACCAUGUCGAUAAUGUAGCUGAUAACACAGUGUCUGUUAAGCCUAAAAAGCCGAGCAGUGCACCACGCCAAUUAGACUUAGAUUCAGAGAGGAGAUUGUUGGCUUUGUUUAAAGAGGCUUCAUCAUCAGUUACAAUGGAGAAUGUCAUAAAGGAACAUAACUUUGGUUCUACUCAUGCACACUCGCUAAAAAAUGUUGUGGAGAAGACUAUUACAGUGGGAAAGUUGGAAGGAUCAGUUGAGGCUGUUCGAACAGCUUUAAGGAUGCUGGAUAAAGGAGAUAGCAUUCGGGAUGCAGAAGCUGUUUGUGGUCCUGAUGUUAUGAGUCGGUUAUUCAAGUGGAAGGAUAAGUUGAAAGUAUAUCUUGCCCCUGUUUUAUAUGGCAAUCGCUACACUUCAUUUGGUCGCCAUUUUACACAAGUGGAAAAGCUGGAAGGGAUUGUGGAUAAACUCCAAUGGUAUGUUCAGAAUGAUGAUAUGAUUGUGGACUUCUGCUGUGGUGCUAAUGAUUUUAGCAUACUCAUGAAGAAAAAACUUGAAGAUACUGGGAAAAGUUGCUUCUUCAAAAACUUUGAUUUACUUCCAACCAAGAAUGAUUUUAAUUUUGAGAUGAGAGAUUGGAUGACUGUCAAGCGAAAGGAGUUGCCUUCAGGGUCACGGUUGAUCAUGGGUCUUAAUCCCCCCUUUGGGGUUAAAGCAGCUUUGGCUAACAAGUUUAUAGACAAGGCUUUAGAGUUUGAGCCGAAGCUCGUGAUUCUUAUAGUACCUCCAGAGACAGAGAGGCUGGAUAAAAAACAGUCACCAUAUGAUCUUGUCUGGGAGGAUGAGAGGUUUCUAUCAGGCAAGUCAUUUUAUCUACCUGGAUCAGUUGAUACUAAUGACAAGCAAUUGGAGCAAUGGAAUGUAAAGCCACCCCCUCUCUCCCUUUGGAGCCGUCCAGACUGGACUGAUAAGCAUAAGCUCAUAGCCCAGGAGAAUGGUCACCUGUUCAGACAUCAUGAUGUUUCGAAAAAGGAAAGCUUUGAUAGGGAAAAAUCAUCUGCCAGUCAUACUAUGGAUGAUGACUACGUUGAUGAUACCAUGCUGGAUCGUAUGCUGGAUCAUGAUUUCUUGAAGUCAACUAAUGGUGAAGAUUGCUCAUUUAUGGUUGGACAGGUGCAACAAGGCUUGUCUCAUGGAAAUGUUGAUAGAAAGAGUCAAGAGAGACAUGAGUAUUUGGUGACUAAAGCUGAGAGCACCUCAUGGAAAAGAAAGCGAUCAGACGAAAAUGAUGGAAGAGGACCAGCUGUGACCUUACCAGCUAAAAAGCAAGGUGUAAAUGAAAUGCCUGAGGGAGUACUGGACCACGGUACCUCCAAUCCACUUGAUUCUGAGGGAAAUCAGUCCGGAUCAGACAUGAUACUUUCAGAUGCUCAUGUUGGUGAUAAUGGUUAUACACCUCUGGAGCCCCACUCUUCUGUUGGUGAUGAUGACCAAAGUUGGCCAAAUGUUGCUGAUUCCCUCCCUGAUUAUGGGUUGGCCGAUUUACAGGAAAGCAGUAGCAGGCAUAUGGAAGACAACAUAAGUAGCUUUGGAUAUAAACCUCAUCUCAGGGGGGAUGAUAGGUACCUGAGGGAAUUAGAGACAAGACAACAGAUUCACCAUCCAGGAUUUCAGAAUUCCGAUCCUACGAGUAGUAGUUAUCUAUCUGGCCAUGGUCCUGCUUAUAACCAAAUGGGAUCUACUUAUUCAGUACUUGGUGCAAGACCUGAAUUGCCUUACAUGAUGAAUGCACCAGCUAUGCCGACGAAUACACCAGCUAUGCAACGAUAUGCACCUCGUCUCGAUGAGUUAAACCAUGUUAGGACAAACUCUUUGGGGCCCGAGCAUCCUACAGUUAAUAGAAGUAACAUUUCUGAACGUAGUACUCCUCAACCUGGAUCUGGAAAUGUGCUGCCAGGUUUUCCAAAGUAUUAUGUACAUAGAUGA
Molecule: messenger RNA, 3630 nt
Organism: Lathyrus sativus (Indian pea)
Lineage: Eukaryota; Viridiplantae; Streptophyta; Magnoliopsida; Fabales; Fabaceae
Source: the annotation of a GenBank genome assembly